Messenger RNA from Lodderomyces parapsilosis, 507 nucleotides. RefSeq lists its product as uncharacterized. The record is from RefSeq and is a predicted model, not a curated record. Bases 1 to 507 code for a protein of 168 amino acids. Lineage: Eukaryota; Fungi; Ascomycota; Pichiomycetes; Serinales; Debaryomycetaceae. The transcript has a single exon.
AUGUUUUUCCUCAUAAUCAGUAUUGCAAUAAUUCUCGUCGUCGUUAUCUUACUACUACCCACGUUAUCGGGGUUAACCAAGGUCAGUGUUGAAACCCCUCAUCGUCAUCAUCAUAAACAGGAUCACAGGCCAAACAACAAGAAGCAAGUUGAGAAUCAGGAUGAUUACCAGUAUGGAUACGUGCCACCAGAUGAACUCGCGCAGUCUUCGAAUGACGUGGAUGAUGAAGGGUUUUUGAAAACGGAAGCUCGUGUAUUAAAAGAGAAGCUUCAAUUGCACUCGGAUGAUAUCCCAAUCAGGAUCAAGUUAAAAAACUUUGCUGGAGAUGAGGGCACUGGUUUGAGAAGAAGAAAAGCUGAAAAGUUGGAUUUCAAUACUGAUCCUAAUAGCUAUGAUUAUGACCUUGAUGAACUUAUAGCCGAAGAAACUGAAUCGGCGAGGCAAAAUGCACAAAGAGAGUUUUACAAAGAUCAGAAACUUGGUGGAGAGAAGGAGGAAAUGGUUUGA